AUGCUUCACAACAGCGAGAACAAGGUGGCAACCCACCAGACAGACAACUCCUCCACCGAAAAGGUCGACUAUGAAAAGGCCGUCUCUUUCCACGAAGAUGCCUCCCAGGAAGUUUUUGACGAGCCCGCCACCAAGCGUCUCCUGCGCAAGAUGGAUGUCAAGCUCCUCCCCUUCCUAGCUCUCCUCUACCUCCUCUCAUUCCUCGACCGAACAAACAUUGGCAAUGCAAAGCUCGCCGGCCUCGAAGAGGCUCUGGGUAUGACGGGCAAGUGGGACUACAACAUCGCCGUCGCUGUCUUCUUCCCCUUCUACGUCGCCGCUGAGAUCCCCUCCAACAUGGCCAUGAAGCGCUUCCGUCCUUCUAUCUGGAUUCCUUCCAUCAUGGUUGCUUGGGCUAUCUGCACUACCCUUAUGGGUAUCACUCACAACUUUGGCGGCUUCCUUGCUUCGCGUAUGGCUCUGGGUCUUGCUGAGGGUGGUCUGUUCCCUGGUAUUACUUACUACAUUACCCUUUGGUACAAGCGCCACGAGUGCGGUCUUCGCAUGGCUAUCUUCUUCUCUGCCGCUACUGCCGCUGGUGCCUUUGGCGGUCUCUUCGCCCGUGGUGUCAUGGAAAUGGAUGGUGUUGGUGGUCUUGAUGGUUGGGCUUGGAUCUUCAUUAUUGAGGGUCUUCUCACCUUCGUCUUUGCUGUCAUGGCUUUCUUUGUCAUGCACGACUACCCCGACACUGCCAAGUUCCUCAAUGACUCUGAGCGCAAAGAGGUCCUCCGACGUCUUGAGGAGGAUCGCUCUGUCCUUUCUGAUGCUUUCGACAUCAAAUUCGCCAAGGAUGCUCUCAAGGACUGGAAGAUCUGGGUGCACAUGAUCAUCACCAUCGGCAUCUACACUCCUCUCUACUCCAUCUCCAUCUUCCUGCCCACCAUUGUCAAGUCUCUUGGCUACACCAACGAGGUUGCUCAGCUCAUGACUGUCCCUCCCUACGUUGUUGCCUGUCUCUUCACCAUCGGUGGUGGUUUCGCUGCUGACAGGCACGGCCAGCGUGGUAUCUACAUGAUUGGUUUCUGCAUUGUCGCCAUCAUCGGUUUCAUCAUCCUCGCUACUGUCGACUCCCACGGUGCCAAGUACUUCGCCGCUUUCAUGAUCACCUGUGGUAUCUACCCCAACGUUCCUCAAGGUGUCGCCUGGAACGGCAACAACAUUGGAGGUUCCCUCAAGCGCGGUGUCGGUAUUGCCAUGCACGUUGGCUUCGGUAACCUCGGUGGUGCCGUCUCCGGCUUCGUUUACCGCAAGGACGAUGCUCCCAACUACCGAUCUGGCCACUGGACUCUCGUCGCCACAACCACCAUGUCCUGCAUCCUCAGCAUCUUCAUGACCAUCUACCUCCGCCGCGAGAACGCCCGUCGUGAUGCCACUCACAAGGCCCCUCAUGAGUACACCCGCGCUGAGAAGGAGUUGGAGCAGAACUCUGGCGAUGACGCCACCUUCUUCCGAUACACUGUUUAA
Molecule: messenger RNA, 1503 nt
Organism: Fusarium coffeatum
Lineage: Eukaryota; Fungi; Ascomycota; Sordariomycetes; Hypocreales; Nectriaceae
Exons: 2
Coding region: 1-1503 (500 amino acids)
Biological process (GO): transmembrane transport
Cellular component (GO): membrane
Molecular function (GO): transmembrane transporter activity
Source: RefSeq, a predicted model, not a curated record